Messenger RNA from Bombyx mandarina (wild silkworm), 1947 nucleotides. Its product is annotated as monocarboxylate transporter 7. The record is from RefSeq and is a predicted model, not a curated record. Gene Ontology annotation, molecular function: monocarboxylic acid transmembrane transporter activity. Gene Ontology annotation, biological process: transmembrane transport; monocarboxylic acid transport. Lineage: Eukaryota; Metazoa; Arthropoda; Insecta; Lepidoptera; Bombycidae.
AUGCCUGAAAAGCAAAAUUUUACAAAGAAAAGUAUUUUAGUCACACCUAGCAGAGUUGUGAAUAACCCAGAUGAGAUUGAAGGUGGAGAAGAAACUGAGAUUGCUGCACAAAUAUCGGUUCCUCAAGAUGGAGGCUGGGGAUGGGUGGUCGUUAUUGGAGCUUUUUUCAGCAUUCUAAUAAUGGAUGGAGUAGUAUUUACAUUUGGAAGCUUAUUAAACGACAUGGCGAACGAUUUGAAAUUGCAGGAAUCCUUAGUGAAUCUAAUAAAUUCAAUCGCCGUAGCGUUAUAUUUUGUAAUGGGUCCAUUGGCUUCAGCAUUGAUCAAUCGAUUCGGUUUCCGGGCGUGUAUGAUGACUGGGUCUGUGAUCUGUACGUUUUGUCUUUUUUGUUCAUAUUUUAUUACGAGUUAUUUAGGAAUGUGUAUAUUUUAUGGUGCAAUGACUGGUUUUGGGUGUUGCUUAAUUAAUAUGUCUUCAAGUUUGGUGGUUGGUUUUUAUUUUGAGAAACUUCGAUCAAUUGCUUUGUCAGUGACUACAACAGGAUCAAGCAUUGGAAUAAUGAUCAUGUUUCCAAUAAACUCCUAUUUAGUCAAGUUAGGAGGAUGGAGAUUACCUACCCUAAUACACUCCGGUUUAUUCGGCUUAAUAUUUUACUUCGGUAUGACAUUUAGACCAUUACUAUCGCUGACUGUUGUUAAUACGUCUGAUGACCCCACCAGAACGGUGACUUAUUUACCUAGCAUAUCAACGGCUUCUGUCCGACGUUCGCCAUCAAGAAUUUCUAAAGUUGAAGUUCUUACACCGACUGCUACGGAACGAUUGUUUGGAGCUGUUUCUAAUGCGAAUUUUCCCACUGCUGCAGCUGUAGUUGAAGAUAAUACAGUACUACCAACUUCACAAGCAGGUCCAUCUACGCUUGCUGUGUCUAAAAUUACACUCAAAGCAAAUAGCCCGCAAGGUGGUAUAAGUCGCCGACAGCUACAGCGAGUAAGGUCUGCGAUAUCAAGUAGUGUGCUAGAUAAAACCAAAAGAAAUAUUGAAUUAACUGUUCAUGAAGACAAAUCUGUACAUAAAGGUUGUUGCGGGCGAUUGUUUCACUGGGAAAGUCAUGACCCACAAUUAAGACCAUUAUAUCGAGAUGAUGCUUUUUACGAUGGCAAAUUAAAAAAUCUUCCAGUGUAUCAAAAAAGUAUGCUAAAUACUACUGAAGAAACAAAAACUGGUCUCGAGUACCAGUUAGCCGUAUCACGUGCUGUUACUACAGCAGAUUUGCAAGAAAAUAAGGGAUUAUUUACAACUGCCGCAAGAAGAAUACUUGCAACAAUGAUGGACCCUAAGUUGUUGAAACGAUGUUCUUUUUUACUUUUAUGUACAAGUGGUAUGCUAACGUAUUUAGGAUAUUUAGUACCAUAUGUUUUCAUACAAAACCGAAAUGAGAAUGCAGGUAUAGCAGCAAACGACUGUAGAUUUUUUGUUAGUGCCAUAGCCUUCGCCAAUACUGCAGGUAGGUUGGCUUUAGGCUUUAUUGCGUAUAAAGUGGACCCCUUAAAGUUGUAUUUUUUAUCAUGUACGAUUUCUGGCGUAGCAACGAUAUGUUCAAACUUUUCAUUUGAUUUACAUUAUCAAUACCUUUAUUGUUGUAUUUUUGGAUUUUCAAUUGCUAGUGUGGCUAGUCUUCGGUGUAUGAUUAUUGUAAAUAUAUAUGGCUUGGAUAAACUGACAAAUGGGACCGGAAUAAUUUUGAUGUUUCAAGGAAUAGGUUCUUUGGUCAGCACACCAGUAGCCAGUGUUAUAAAGAAACAUUUUGGAUAUUCAGCAGCGUUCUAUGUCGCAGGUUCAUGUUUGACCUUAAGUGGUUUAUGCUUAUUGCCUUUAAAAAAUAUAGCAAUCGUUGAAAACAGAAAAAUUGAAAAUUUAAAAAGGAAUUUUAUUAAAACAAAUACAUAA